Messenger RNA from Racocetra persica, 169 nucleotides. The record is from the annotation of a GenBank genome assembly. Lineage: Eukaryota; Fungi; Glomeromycota; Glomeromycetes; Diversisporales; Gigasporaceae.
CAAACCCGUUUAUGAAACAACUUCCAGUGGACAUACUUUAUUUGAAAACCCUCCACUUAUUGAUCCUUAUCUAGUUGCCGUUCAUGCUGAUUAUCCAACUAUUCUUGCAAAUGCUGGUUGUGUUCUAACAGCAGAUCAAACCUAUGAUAGAAUAGACACACACUGGUAA